Schizophyllum commune H4-8 is the source of this 1158-nucleotide messenger RNA. Its product is annotated as Zn-dependent exopeptidase. Bases 1 to 1158 code for a protein of 385 amino acids. Gene Ontology annotation, molecular function: metalloexopeptidase activity. Lineage: Eukaryota; Fungi; Basidiomycota; Agaricomycetes; Agaricales; Schizophyllaceae. The transcript has 7 exons. The record is from RefSeq and is a predicted model, not a curated record. Gene Ontology annotation, biological process: proteolysis.
AUGCAGUCCUUCCUGGGUCUCGUCUUGCUCGCGCUCUCGGCCGUUGCGACCGCGAUCCCCGUCGCGCGCUCCGAGUAUGAGACGAAUGUGGCGAACGGCCUGCGCCUCCUGCGCCUCGAGAAGGGCGCAGAGCCGGUGUGGAAGUCCGAGGACGAGAAGCACCAGUUGAAGGUCGACGGCAAGCACUUUAUGGACGUCACCGAGGUAUACGAGCGGUCGCAGAAGCUCGCGGCGAAGAAGUCGAAGAAGGUCGCUGCGAAGAAGGCGAGCUUACUGUGUACUCACCUAUUCUCAGACCCGGACAUCUCCCACCAGGAUACCGUCAAGCCUCUCCUCGAGAAGCUCACCACCGAUGGGCUGAAGGGCUACCUGACCGACCUCACCGCCUUCAACAACCGCUACUACAAGGCGGACACCGGCAAGGAUGCCAGCGACUUCAUCUUCAACACCGCGAGCGACCUCGCUAGCGGCAAGGACGGCAUCACGGUCAGCGCGUUCAACCACAGCUUCACGCAGUACAGCAUCAUCGCGCACAUCGACGGCGAGUCCGACGGCCCGCUCACCAUCCUCGGCGCGCACAUGGACUCCAUCAACCUGCGCGACGAGCGCAACGGCCGCGCGCCUGGUGCGGAUGACGAUGGCUCCGGCACGGUGAACCUCCUCGAGAUCUUCCGCGUCCUGACGGAGGCCGACUACGCGCCGAAGACGCCCAUCGAGUUCCAGUGGUACGCGGGUGAGGAGGCCGGCCUGCUUGGCUCGCAGGAUAUCGCGACGCAGUACGCCGAGGAUGACAAGGAGGUGUACGCGAUGUUGCAGCUUGACAUGACCGCAUACACUAAGCCCGGCCAAGACCCGCACGUCUCUUUUAUGACCGACAAUGUCGACACCGACCUGACCGCCUUCGAGGAGAAGCUCGUCGAUGAGUACCUGUCCAUCAGCUACAACGAGGGCGAGUGUGGCUACGGCUGCUCCGACCACGCCAGCUGGAACGAGAACGGCUACCCGAGCUCGAUGCCCUUCGAGACGACCUUCGGCUCCGAUAACCCCAACAUCCACAGCGCGGACGACACCGUGGACGUCGAUGGCUUCUCGUUCGAGCAGUCGCUCGAGUUUGCGAAGCUGGGGCUGUCGUAUAUUGUCGAGCUUACGAGUGCUUGA